AUGCCUUCCGACGAAGUUCCUCGUGCCCCUAGACCGCAGCCAGAAUCAUCUGCAGAGCCUUCAGCCUUUUUGGACAAUAGCAACAAUGUACAACCCCCCGCCGCUUCAGCUCCAGCCAAGAAAACACGCACUCGCAAAGAAAUCAAGCCCAAGUUCACCCCGGCCUGUGAAAACUGCAGGGUGAAGAAACUGCGAUGCACCCAUCGUCGUCCCAUCGGUCAGGAAAUCGACACCACCAGUGUCCAUGCAAAGCCCGCACAAUCCGAGAAACCAGAAGGGCCUCGAACAAAGCGACUCCGUAGCACGCUGCGCAACCCAGGCCACGAUGACUUGAUCGGAUACGAUACCGUGCCUGUGGCAGAGCCUGCUGAACCGGCUGCCCAACCGGGACGACAGGCCUUAGGUUUGCGAAAGCGCAAGCGCAGUCGUGAUGAGGCGGAGGAGUCUGCAAUUGGCAUUUCGGCGAAUCCCUUGAUUUCUGGCCCAAGUCAGCCUGCGAAGCAGAGGCAUGCGCCCCCGGCGGCGAAUCGGAGAUGGACUUUGCAAGAGAUUAGUACAAUUACAUGGUGUGACACCAUGGAGGAGAGAUUCCGGCGACGAUUGAAGACGGCCAAAGAACAGUGGCGCAGGCUAGGCGAGACAAUCGAGAUCGCACACGCACAGUUUGACGAACUUGUUGAGGAUAUGGACGCUAUGGGGCAUAUACUAAAAGAGUGGGAUGGAAAAUUCCCAGGCGCUUAA
This is a messenger RNA of Talaromyces rugulosus, 741 nucleotides long. RefSeq lists its product as uncharacterized. Gene Ontology annotation, molecular function: DNA-binding transcription factor activity, RNA polymerase II-specific; zinc ion binding. NCBI's taxonomy places the organism in Eukaryota, Fungi, Ascomycota, Eurotiomycetes, Eurotiales, Trichocomaceae. Gene Ontology annotation, biological process: regulation of DNA-templated transcription. The record is from RefSeq and is a predicted model, not a curated record. The coding region runs from base 1 to 741 and encodes 246 amino acids. The transcript is spliced from 2 exons.